UCGCGCUCGGGCGGCCCGCGCGCUCGCAGCAGCUGCCAGGCUCCAGGCGCUGGCGCCGGGGCCGCGGGGAGGAGGCGACUUCGCUCCCUGCGGUGGGCGCGGCCCGGGCGCCCAGAACCUUCAGGGUCUCGGAGGGCGACGGCCUCCCCGGGCGCGGCAAUACUGAGUGCUCCACAACGUGCAAGGUCUCCUAGCAACCUUCCCGAGGAAUCCUGCCUGGCCCCGAUCAGAAAGCUGCAGCCCCGGCCCCGAGAUUGAUGAGUUUGCCUUGGGAGUCGGUGAGAAGGUGAAGCCGAGGUAAAUAUGGGUCAGAAGGUCACCGGAGGAAUCAAGACUGUGGACAUGCGGGACCCCACCUACCGACCCCUGAAGCAGAAGCUGCAGGGGCUGGAUUACUGCAAGCCCACCCGACUGGACCUGCUGCUGGACAUGCCCCCCGUGUCCUACGACAUACAGCUGCUCCACUCGUGGAACAACAACGACCGCUCGCUCAACGUCUUCGUGAAGGAGGACGACAAGCUCAUCUUCCACCGGCAUCCGGUGGCCCAGAGCACGGACGCCAUCAGGGGCAAAGUGGGGUACACCUGCGGGCUGCAUGUGUGGCAGAUCACGUGGGCCAUGAGGCAACGAGGCACGCAUGCGGUGGUGGGCGUGGCCACGGCCGAUGCCCCCUUGCACUCGGUGGGGUACACCACCCUUGUGGGCAAUAACCACGAGUCCUGGGGCUGGGACUUGGGGCGCAACCGGCUCUACCAUGAUGGCAAGAACCAGCCAAGCAAAACCUACCCGGCCUUUCUGGAGCCGGAUGAGACGUUCAUUGUGCCCGACUCCUUCCUCGUGGCCCUGGACAUGGACGAUGGCACUCUGAGCUUCAUUGUGGACGGACAGUACAUGGGAGUGGCUUUUCGCGGGCUCAAAGGCAAAAAACUGUAUCCUGUAGUAAGCGCCGUCUGGGGCCACUGCGAGAUCCGCAUGCGCUACUUGAAUGGACUGGAUCCCGAGCCGCUGCCGCUCAUGGACCUGUGCCGCCGCUCGGUGCGCCUGGCGCUGGGGAAGGAGCGCCUGGGCGCCAUCCCCACGCUGCCGCUGCCCGCCUCCCUCAAGGCCUACCUCCUGUACCAGUGACGCGCCGGACGCCACCGCCCCGCAGCCGCCGGGCCAGCUCGCCGGGCCCCGCCCGCCCUGCCCCUGGCAUGGACGCCCGCCGCCGCCCUGGCAGAAGCAGCCUGCGCCCCCCUCCUCCUCCCCGCCGCCUCUGCCCCAGGCCUGGGGCCCGGACGCGGGGCCCUGCUCCUUCCCCAGGGGCGAGCCCCGGCCCCUCCGCCAACCACACGGAGAAUAAACUCCUACGAAAGCCUCCCUGGGCGCAGUCUGCUCUUGGGAGGGGCCGGCUGCUUUGAGUACUGGCGUCCCCUGGGGACGGGGCUCCUAAGGUGAUGGGGCCAGUGGAAGGUUCCAGAGCUUGACAGCAAUCCCAGGGGUGGGAAGGGCGGAGGCCAGGCUGCAGGUGAGGCUCAGGGGGCCUGCCCGGUAGAUGCCAGGACCGAGCCCCAGGGGGGUAGCACCCAGCUCGGACCCCGGCCGCCCAUGCCCCAUACCCUGUAUUUAUUCUCUUAACAAUAACAAAGGCCAUUUAUUUAUUCCAUUUAGAAAGGAAAACUCUCGUUCAGCCUCCUCCCCUCGGAGUGUUCUGUUGCUUUCUGCCUCCUCCCAGGGCUCGUGGGCCGCACCUGUCUUUCCCGGGGUCCCGCCUGCACGCGGGCACGGGGUGACUUUGUGUGCACCCCUCGCCUACUUUCCGGGGGCUGUCGCCCAGCUCCCGUGCCGGCCGUGCGGGUUCCCGGGGUCCCGGGGUAGCCACUUCGCUCCGGGGUUCAUGCGUCCUUGCACACGUGGGAGUUUCCUUCGUCCUCGGUAGGUUGGUUUCCUGUUGUUCGUUCGUUCGUUUGUUUGGUGUUGGUGUUUUGGGUGUGAGUUUCAAUUCCCAUCUGCGUUUCCCGCUGAGUUUCCCAGGGCGGCCGCAGAAGCUCUGGGCCCCGAAUAUCGGGCGGAGAAAGGGAGAGAAAGGAGUGGAUCUCAGGGCUCUCGACGCCAGGCCCCGCGUGCACAGGGGAGACCAGAGCUGAGCCUUACAGCAGCCAGCGCCCCCAGCUCAUCAUCCCCAGGGCCUCCGGGGUGGGGGGACCCCAGGCCCCAGCAGCCCCCAGGUAGCACUCAGCACCUGCCACGGCCCCCGCCAGUUCUUUUAUCUUGAAAUCAGCUCUCUUAGAAUCUGAGGUCUGUUCAUUCCUGCACAGGUACAAUAGAUGUCUUUAUGUGUUUAAAAUGUUUAAUAUAUAUACAUAUAUAUUUGUCCAUAAGAUUAUGUUUUAAGCAGCUGCUGUAGGGUACCGUUAAAAAGAAAUUUCUUCCAGUGAAGUAUAUGUUUUAAAGCACACAAUGGGUGCCAAGACUGGGUGAGGAAUGGGUGCUGCCCCUUCGCGGGGUGGGGUUUUUUCCCCCUUGGGGCAGGAGACCUUUCCCGCGAGACUCUUGAAGAUCAUUCCCCUUGCUCCACUUUCAGGGUGGGUCGCGUUCUAGCAAAUGUUGCACAAGAGCAGGGGUCUACUUGUCUAGACCCCCCCACUUGUCACCUGGACCCCACUGCCCCCGUGGGAGCUGGUGAAUCACUAGGCUCUCCCUGCACCCCCCAGCCUCCUGGGGGUCCUCAACCCCGCCCUCCUUCCCAAGCCCAGAGCCUUGUGGCAUGUACAGUUUUGAAACUCCCGUUCUAUUUUAUGAUGGUUCAUAAUAGUCACCUAAUAAAGGAAAGUUUGUUAAAAUA
Molecule: messenger RNA, 2824 nt
Organism: Perognathus longimembris pacificus (Pacific pocket mouse)
Lineage: Eukaryota; Metazoa; Chordata; Mammalia; Rodentia; Heteromyidae
Gene: Spsb1
Product: splA/ryanodine receptor domain and SOCS box containing 1
Exons: 3
Coding region: 304-1125 (273 amino acids)
Biological process (GO): proteasome-mediated ubiquitin-dependent protein catabolic process
Cellular component (GO): SCF ubiquitin ligase complex
Molecular function (GO): protein binding
Source: RefSeq, a predicted model, not a curated record